CAAUGUCCAGAUCACCACGGCGAAGAUGACCGCGCGACGGCCGCGAGCGAGCAUUUAUCGGUUUAGUGUGAAAUAACAACAAAUAAGCGCGUAACACACGCCGAACGAAGACGCUGAAAUUACCAAUAAGUCACAGAUUAAAUUGUUAUUAUUAAAUAAUUAACGCACGCGUUGUGAAUUGGAAUAAUCGACAUCCUUCGCGGAGGAUUCGUGAAGAACUGACUGGGAGCGUUGGUGACAGCGGCGCGAAGGUGCAACUUUACAAAUUUGUGAAAAUUCGUGCUUGCGUGUUGAUUAAACUGUUAAACUGUGCAAUUAUUGCCGGGCGCGAAUGCGUUCAAAGUGUUUCUAAUUAACGUUAAGUACGACGACUGAAUACUGAGUUUAUCAGGGAAUUAGUGUGUGAAUGUUAGAGGAAAUUCAGCGAAUGGACGUCCCCCAAAUGGCUGCGCAACACAUUCUCUCGGCAGUCGAGUCGGAAAUCUCUCAUGGCGUACAGACUCGUCCUGGAAAAGGAGCAGAUUACACUCCGGAAAGUGAUCUAUGUGUCACUUUAGACGAUCGGGAUCUAUGGGUCCGUUUCAGUCUCACUAAUGAAAUGAUUGUGACGAAAAAUGGCCGCCGGAUGUUCCCUGUUGUGAAGGUGUCUGUCUCUGGAUUAGAUCCGAAGGCAAUGUACACGGUUCUAUUGGAAUUCGUGCAGAUUGAUCCGCAUCGAUGGAAGUACGUGAACGGGGAAUGGGUACCAGGUGGUAAAGCGGAAGUCCCACCUGCGAAUCCCAUCUAUGUGCAUCCGGAAUCUCCGAAUUUUGGCGCGCAUUGGACGAAGGAGCCGAUUUCAUUCGCUAAAGUUAAACUGACGAAUAAAUGCAAUGGUAGCGGACAGAUUAUGCUCAACUCCUUGCAUAAAUAUGAACCUAGAGUGCAUUUAGUUCGAGUUGGAACUGAACAAAGAAGAAUCAUCACUUUUCCGUUUCCUGAAACACAGUUUAUCGCUGUAACUGCUUAUCAGAAUGAAGAAGUUACUUCACUAAAGAUUAAAUAUAAUCCGUUUGCUAAGGCGUUUCUUGACGCCAAGGAACGACCGGAUAGUAUUUAUAAUCAAAGGGAAUAUGGUGGUACCUACGGGGACAAUCAAAUGCAAUAUGGUGGAAAUUAUGGAUCUUUAUUUAUCCCUCAUCAAACUUGUAUGCCGCAUACAGCGAGUGGGGUACCAUGGUCAGCAUGUGAAAGGUACACCAGAAACACGAAGAUGUACCAAGCUGCUGUGGCUUCCUGUGAGAAGUAUUCUUCAGGGUCCUUGAAAUCAAACAGGUCUUCUCCUUAUACCUACCACAGGCCAAAAUCGAACUCACCUGAAGGAUCACCUCCAAGUGUUUAUAAUCCCCCGGAACACAUUCAGCAACCCUAUGCACCCUCACCACCAACAACCUACACAGCAUGGUCAACCCUUCAACCCCAACCACCCAUAGUCUCACCAGCACCCGCUGCAAUCAAUUGCUGGUCACUCACUUCCAGCCCACCACCUCCUCAUCAACUAGCCGCUAGCAGUGCACAGACUACUCCGGAACAAUCUCCAACCCAUCACUUUCCCCAGUACCAUCAACCAAUUAGCAACAUUGGUAAUCUCACCCAGUUAUCCUACUCCAAUUAUUACAAUCAGGAUCAAGUGACACCAUACUCAACUCACUAUCAAGCUGAGUAUGUACCAUUGGUGAAUGGUAGUGAGAUAGGGUAUGCGCAUAUUGAUCCAACUGGGGCGGCUGUCAGUGUGGAGCGGGAUGAUGGCAGUGUGGUGUAUCAGGAAGUGGGACAAAUCGAGCACGUUGAGCAUAUUGAGCGAGCGACAAGUGUGCGAAACGAACCGGAAUCCCCGGCGUCCAAUAGCAGUAGUACCAAUGCGCAGAAUGGGAAUGAAUGGAGUCAUCAGCAAUUAUGAUGAUUAACAAGUCAAGUACCUACUACUUGAGAAUUACACAAAUUUAUUUCAGCAAACAAUUAAACACGCUAUAAAUCAAUGUAAGUAUAUGAAGGAUACGAGUUGGAUAGGUUAUUUUAGGUUAGGAUAGGUUAGGUAGGAUAGAUAAAGAAUGGAUUGUAUAAAAUAUGAGAAAAUAUUGAUUAUAUUUGGUGUGAAAUAAU
Molecule: messenger RNA, 2142 nt
Organism: Dalotia coriaria
Lineage: Eukaryota; Metazoa; Arthropoda; Insecta; Coleoptera; Staphylinidae
Gene: byn
Product: T-domain transcriptional activator brachyenteron
Biological process (GO): heart morphogenesis; positive regulation of DNA-templated transcription; cell fate specification
Cellular component (GO): nucleus
Molecular function (GO): DNA-binding transcription factor activity, RNA polymerase II-specific; RNA polymerase II cis-regulatory region sequence-specific DNA binding
Source: RefSeq, a predicted model, not a curated record